GUACGCUGAAUAAGUUUUACCGCUUUUUGCGCAACGAACUGAAGUUGCCUUGGCUGGUACAAAGCCGGCUGGUGCUUUUCUCGAAGUUAAGUCGGAUUUUUUUUUUUUUUUUAAUAAAAAGUAAAAUUCAGGUAUGUCCAAACUUCGUGUGUAGAAUAUGCAGAAAGAGGAAGGAGAGGAUGAGGAUGCUGCUCCUCAGGAAUAUGUCGCCCUGUGUGAUUUCACUGCCAGCGGCUCUGAGCAGCUUAGUUUCUGCACAGGGGACGCCCUGCUGGUUCACUCCAAGCCUUCAGCAGAUUGGUGGUGGGCAGAGCUGCAGGGGGAGAUCGGAUAUGUUCCUGCCAACUACCUGCGCCAGGAUACUGCUGGAGGGGAAGACACGUCCUUAGAGGAUCCCUGGCAGGAUGACGAAUACUUCGGCAGUUAUGGGACACUGAGGCUUCACCUGGAGAUGCUGUCGGACAGGAGCCGCACAGAGACGUACCGACAGGUUAUUAUCAGGAACAGCUCUUCACUGAGGAACAAGGUGGUUAUGGACCUCGGCUGUGGGACCGGCAUCAUCAGCUUGUUCUGUGCUCAGCUGGCACAGCCCUCACUGGUGUAUGCUGUAGAGGCCAGCUCCAUGGCGGAGCACACCAGGCAGCUGGUGAAGCAGAACGGCUAUGAAGAGGUGGUCACUGUCCUGCAAGGUCGAGUGGAGGAGCUUGAGCUGCCAGAGCAGGUGGACAUCCUGGUGUCUGAAUGGAUGGGCAACUGCCUGCUGUUUGAGUUCAUGGUGGAGUCAGUUCUCUUGGCCCGGGAUCGCUGGCUAAAGGAUGGCGGUGUGAUGUGGCCUUCCUCAGCAGCUUUAACCCUGGUUCCAUGUCAAGCUGACAGCUACUACUCAGAGAAAAUGGCCUUCUGGGAGCGGCCAUACGGCUUGGACUUUACCCCGCUACAGCCUUUGGCACAGCAGGAGUUCUUCACCAAGCCAAAGUUUAGCCACGUCGUUGACCCCGAAGACUGCCUCUCUGCUCCCUGUGAUGUCUUCCACCUCAAUAUGUACACUGUUCAAGUAACAGAGCUUGAGGAAAUGAAGGGGGAGUUUCACUUUUGUGUGACGAAACCUGGAAUUUUCCAUGGAUUUACGGCCUGGUUCACUGUUCAGUUUGAAAGCUUGGAGACAGGAGGAGCAACAGUGGAGCUAAACACUGGACCAAACUCUGAUCCAACCCACUGGAAGCAGACUUUGUUUAUGCUGGACGAACCAAUCCAUGUGUACGCUGGGGACUCCAUCCAUGGUAACAUCACUCUGUGCAGAAACCCAGUGUGGAGACGUCACAUGACCGUUACCCUGCACUGGAACAUCAACAGCAGCACAAACGACUGCCAGGUUGGAACAAAAAGUUUCCCCAUGUGGAGGUGACAAUGGACCAGCUGUGAGAGUCAACAGUAAACCAGUCUGUCAGCUCUACAGUACGCCUGUGAGCUACUGCCUAACACUGAAGUAGUUACAACAAAUGCGAUGCCCAGAGGAUAAACUGGCAGGACAUUUGAGUCUGUCGAGAUGAACCCACAACAAGUCACUCUGUAGGAGCAGAAUGUAACAGAAGAAGAAACUGAGGAGUCACUAAUGGAGCAAUGGGGGUUUUAUUGAAGGAGUAGCUGGGCUGAGCUUGGUGUUUAACACAUUACUCUGUCAGAUACAACAGAAGAAGAAUGAUUUUUAUCACACUUAUCAAGUCUUUUAUAACUGUUUUGAAGGAAAACGAAUCUAUUUUUUCAAUUAUACUAUACGGAUGACAGAAUUUCAAAUAAUUUGAAAUCAUUUAUUUUUUAUACAUAAAGACAAAAAAGGAUGUUUGUUCCAUUAGCUUUUCAUUCUAAAGCUUGAAAAAAAAAAUUAGUUGUGGGCAGAUGACUGACAAGAAGGUUAACCAUUUGUCUAAUAAGGAAAACACUUUUAAGAUUUCCCAUAAUAUCAAUAUCAUUCCCAACACUCCCUUGUUGCUGUGCACUGCUGGUCAGGGGGUUUAAACUAUGGUUAUUUUGUCAUACCUGAAGGACCCGUCAGUCUUUUUAAGUUAUCACUGUUAUAAAAAAAAUAUAGACAAUAAACUAUUGGCUAGAUUUGCAAGAUGUCUAAGAUUCUACCACUACAUUUACUAAGUGUUAGGCUUUCAAGCUGGUGUACAUUUUUCAAAUGAUGACCUUUCAGCUAAUUUGAAUAAAACCAUUGAAAUU
Messenger RNA from Cyprinodon tularosa, 2223 nucleotides. RefSeq names its product protein arginine methyltransferase 2 (gene prmt2). Bases 158 to 1405 code for a protein of 415 amino acids. Gene Ontology annotation, cellular component: nucleus. Lineage: Eukaryota; Metazoa; Chordata; Actinopteri; Cyprinodontiformes; Cyprinodontidae. The transcript has 9 exons. The record is from RefSeq and is a predicted model, not a curated record. Gene Ontology annotation, molecular function: protein-arginine N-methyltransferase activity; protein binding. Gene Ontology annotation, biological process: peptidyl-arginine methylation.